Messenger RNA from Quercus lobata, 1051 nucleotides. RefSeq names its product multiple organellar RNA editing factor 8, chloroplastic/mitochondrial-like. The record is from RefSeq and is a predicted model, not a curated record. The annotation marks the transcript as partial. The transcript has a single exon. Gene Ontology annotation, biological process: mitochondrial mRNA modification; cytidine to uridine editing. NCBI's taxonomy places the organism in Eukaryota, Viridiplantae, Streptophyta, Magnoliopsida, Fagales, Fagaceae. Gene Ontology annotation, cellular component: mitochondrion.
CUGGCCCUUGCUUUGGUUUUUGCAGGCGAACCUUUCAUCAACGGGCAAGCACUUCCUUACGACCCUAAGUACUACGAGGAAUGGAUACGAAACAAUGCUCUAGCAAAUGAGAGAAAUAGGCGCAAUGAUAGACCUCGUAACUUUGAUAGAUCAAGAAAUUUUGACAGGAGGAGGGAAAAUGUGCAGAACCGAGAUUUUCAAAAUAGGCCUCCUAUGCAGAAUCCAGGACCUGCUGUGGCUGGAGCGCCUGAUUUUCAAAACAGGCCACCUAUGUCUAAUCAGACUAUGCAGAAUCCAGGGCCCAAUAUGGCUGGAGGGCCUCCCAACAACAUGGGAAUGCCUCCCCCCAACAACAUGGGAAUACCCCCAAACAACAAUAUGAGUGGAGUCCCUCACAACAGCUUCAGCAAUAUCCCACCUAACAACAAUAUGGGCGGCAAUAACUAUAAUGGGAUGCCACCCAACAUGUCGCCCAACAACUAUAAUGGGAUGCCACCCAACUACAAUGGGAUGCCACCAAACAACAUGGGAGGAGUGCCUCCAAACAACAUGGGAGGAGUGCCACCAAACAUGGGAGGAGGACCCCCAAACAACAUGGGAGGAGGACCCCCUAAUCCAGGAUGGUCUAAUAACAUGCCUAACAGAGAAUACCAGAAUAGCUACCCUCCAAACAUGGGGCCUGGUGGACACCCUUACUCAUCUUGAAAUUUGCCCAGAAGAGAGAUAUGCCCAAGCCCCCAAGCUGAGUCUUGUUGGCAUGCUGUAGAUAAGUAAGAAGGCUUCCGAUGUUGUCUAGGGUUUUGCUAUUAUGUUCAUGGUUUGGAAGAUACUAGAGUAUGUUACUUAAAUGUCGUUUCCUUGGCACGGUGCUGCUUAGAGACCGUGUCUGUUCAAUUGAAUAUUAUUACAAGUUCAAUGUAGAUCUGAUGAGUUACAUCUUGUUUUGAUAACCUGCUCUUUCUAUUUCAUUUGGCAUUGCCUUUGUUUCCUUUGGAUUAUAAGUUACUCAUAUUUUAUAGUGUAUGGGGUCGUGCUAAUUGGUUUUUCAGUC